Messenger RNA from Pelobates cultripes (western spadefoot toad), 369 nucleotides. Lineage: Eukaryota; Metazoa; Chordata; Amphibia; Anura; Pelobatidae. The record is from the annotation of a GenBank genome assembly.
AUGUGGAGACACACCAAGAGUAACCAUAGCCAGGGAUUGGCCAUCCGGACGCCCCUAGAGACUUACCUGCCUGCACAAGCACUCGCAAACCCCGGCGGCAGACGCAGAGCUCAGAGCCCUGGGGUAGCCCGCAUCAAGCGGCAAUGCCGCCAACGGAAGAAGGCAGUAUACAAACGGUCAAUGCAGAACGGCACCCACAAAUUAGGCGGGAGACCCCCCAACCAGACGGCAAUACGCAACGGAAGGUUAAAUGCCCCCCACAGUCUGACAUACCAUCAAGGCACUCACUUAUUGGGACUUGCAUCACAGAGCUGGUUACUUAGCUCCACUAGAUGGGACUUUGACUUGCCCCUGAAAGGCAUCGGCUAA